AUGGCCACCUGCGAGGUUUCAGGCACCUCCGAUAUGUACGGUCUCGGAAUUCGAGUUGGAUUCUAUCUCCAAUGGAUGUCGGCGCCAGCAGCCGCCUGGAUCGCACCUGGCGAGACGUCUAGUCUGCGGACAGCGAAUGCCUUCUUUGUCUCAGCAACUUUCAUCGGCCUUAUCAUCGAAACUGCAUUGAACCACCUUGACGUUGUUGGAAUAUACGUCAUCCUAUUGUUGGGAUUUGGCACUCAAUACUCUGGGGGGAUCGUAAUUCUCUGGCGUGUAGCCACCCAUUUUAACGCCGACUGGGAUCCGACGAGGCACAUGAGAGCUCCGGUUCCGUCUACGAUGUAUUGGUUUCUCUACACGACCGUUCAGAUUGCUCAAAUCGUUUUUCAACUCUGGUUCUGGUUGUACAAAAUUCCAAGAACGGACAACGAAUGCGCGCGGUUCGGGUUCGCAUUUUCCAAAGUUAGGCUGACCAGCAAUGGCUUCCGAAUCUUCAACGUUGUUGUCAUGAUAGUCCUACUGGUGCUCACGGUCGCCUUUUUCGCCUUGCACUUCCGUCAACUUUGGCGUGAAGGUAGACUUCCGCUGUCGACUAAUGCAGCAGCGAUGACUAUGUCUGAGAUCCAAGAGAAGAGAGACCAAGAUCGUGUCUCAGAGAAACGAGAGAAGGUCCUCUGCAUCCUUGACACGGUGUAUCGAGUCGUAUCAAUCGCAAUGGUGAUCCUUGCCACUGAAUUGACAAUAGCGUGGAAUAAGAUCCAAGGUGUGAAUGAUACCAGAUCCGUUGGCCAACUGAUUCCACUCAUGAUUGGUGUCGGUGGUAUCGGGCACGUUGUGCUUGCAGUGAUUAGAGGACCGAAGACUGUGGACGAAAUAAUGCAGGAGUAUUAUCAAGAGGAUUCGUACAAUAUGAUGGUUAUGGGCGCGUCUGCCUCGAAUGCAAGGGAAGAGUAG
Molecule: messenger RNA, 957 nt
Organism: Alternaria burnsii
Lineage: Eukaryota; Fungi; Ascomycota; Dothideomycetes; Pleosporales; Pleosporaceae
Exons: 2
Coding region: 1-957 (318 amino acids)
Source: RefSeq, a predicted model, not a curated record